Exophiala spinifera is the source of this 567-nucleotide messenger RNA. RefSeq lists its product as uncharacterized. Bases 1 to 567 code for a protein of 188 amino acids. The record is from RefSeq and is a predicted model, not a curated record. Lineage: Eukaryota; Fungi; Ascomycota; Eurotiomycetes; Chaetothyriales; Herpotrichiellaceae. The transcript has a single exon.
AUGCUUCCCAACGACGAACGUGUCGACAUACAAACCUCUUGCCCACCCCUAACUUACAACUACACGGAAAGGUACAACCCUCGCACCGGAUCAUUCGUGUUCGGGUACCCGUCCACCGGCGGUGUUCUGAUCCGCGGACUUGGACCCGUCGAGCUGGUCCAUCUCGGACUCGACCGGUUCAAGGACGCAACACGAUCGCCGGACGCCGACGAGGAAGACGAGUUUUGCACGCGGCUUUGGCGACUUGGGGCUCAGUGGUGGGCAUCCAGGGGUGAGAUGGAGGAGGCAUUGCUUAGGCAGGAUAGUGGUGGUGCUCCCCAAAAGAAGUUGGCCUGGACAGUCGAAACGGGCUGGCCGAGCUCGGGACAGGGAGUUUGGGUUCUUGAGUACGACGUCGAGGAUCGAGCUCAUUACGAACUGAGGGUGGGAGCGUCACUGCUCAACAAUUGCCUUGAUAUGGACGAGAGGUGUAAGGUCAUUGAGAAUCUCGGAGGAACUUUCUAUUCUAACCCAGAUGACUGUGAGGCUCUGCGCCCUCUCUCUCCGGAGGAGAGAACUUUGGGAUAA